Molecule: messenger RNA, 906 nt
Organism: Pelobates fuscus (common spadefoot toad)
Lineage: Eukaryota; Metazoa; Chordata; Amphibia; Anura; Pelobatidae
Product: CD59A glycoprotein-like
Exons: 4
Coding region: 101-469 (122 amino acids)
Source: RefSeq, a predicted model, not a curated record
CUCCUUCUCUAUAACAUACAAAGACCUUGUACAGUUCUUUAUUAAUUCCAGGGCUGUCUGUAUCAGAACCAAGGCACUCCCUUCCCAAAGAAACCGAACCAUGAGUGGAAUGUGUGGACUCCGUGUCAUGCUCCCUCUCAGCCUGGUUAUGCUUGUGUUCUGCUCCACUGGUCUGGCCUUGACGUGUUAUAACUGCCAAUCGUAUAGCAGUGAGAAGUGUGAGCAAAAAAUGCCGUGUCCAUUGAACCAAAACGCCUGUCUUAAAAUCACAACAGAUGGCAAGUCAAGAUCUCAGUGCUGGGAAAUGAACAGAUGUGAAAUCUCCUCUGUUAAAAAUGAAUUUCAGCUGACUAAGUUCACUUCUAGUUGCUGCCAGACCGACCUCUGUAACAGCGGUAGAAGCAGCCUGCCUGUUACCUCUUUGGUUCUCAGUUUCGCUGCCGCUAUUCUGCUGAUAUUCUCCUGCUGAGUGUCCUGCUCCCUCUUCUGCAAACUGUUUGGGAUCUGAUCGCAAGCAAACGUGACCUUCUCUGCUUCAAUGGCGAACGAGCUGAAACUAAGUAUCUACAACCUGCAAAAACAUCUUAGUCCAUAUACCUGUAAAGGCUUUUCUGUAAUUGCGUUGCGCUUUUCAUUUACUGGAUUGGGUCCUAGGUAAACAUUAACACAUUUUUUAGUUGUAGUCACUUAAAUUAUCACUGCCGUCCUUUCCAUAUGUUUGAUUAAUUGCACUAAAAUAACAAUGCGAUAGUUAUGCACAUACUCACGUACUAGUGAUAUAUGAAUAAUGUGCCAAAGUCACAGCAAGCACAGGUCUGUGUGUCUAGUUAUUCGCUGCGGGCACCCUUGGGAUUUAAUUUAAGGGACGGUGUAAUUUUUAAUUCAUUUGUAUAACAGAGAUUAAUA